Puccinia graminis f. sp. tritici CRL 75-36-700-3 is the source of this 1176-nucleotide messenger RNA. RefSeq lists its product as uncharacterized. The transcript has a single exon. Bases 211 to 891 code for a protein of 226 amino acids. The record is from RefSeq and is a predicted model, not a curated record. NCBI's taxonomy places the organism in Eukaryota, Fungi, Basidiomycota, Pucciniomycetes, Pucciniales, Pucciniaceae.
CUGGUACCGUGUUCGCCCGACAAACACCCAGAUAAGCACCAGAACACCCUGCUUUUUCAGACUCCACCAGUCAGUCAAAUUCACAAGUCCCAGAGGCUCAUUCAAAUAUCACACUCGCUUUAUCACCAACUCAGGUAACAAUUGAGCUGCAUUUACUGCACAAGAAUCCUCCAGUCACCGAACUUCAAUCAUUCUACCCGGGUUUAGAUCAUGCAAAGCAAGCUAUUUCCGAUUCUUGUCUUCCUGUUCUGCCAUCAAAGCUUGGUAUUCGGAAGACCGAUGGCAGAUUCAAGAGCUGUCAGUCGAGGAGUCGAUGCCUCACACGCAAGCCUUCCUGAGACUAUAGGCGCGAACUCCGCCAGGAAUCCGUUCGAAGAGAAAGGGGAAAAUCUACUCACCGAAACAAAGGGUGCAAGGCGUCGUCCAAAAUCAUCAGAGUCGAUUCCAACAGAGGAGACACCGCUUCUAGACCGCCCGCAAAAUGAAGAGAGUUCUUCAAAGCCAUCAGGGCCGACUCCAGAGCAAUCCGAACAAGCCAAGGGCAGAAAGACGGCCAGUAUUCUCGUUAGAUUUAAGCAGUGCUUGGCCCGUUGGUACCGAGGGCAUUCGGCGGUGGCCACAAUCAUGCGGGCCUUGGUCGCUUACUUGAAUCCAGCCAAGAUCAAGAACAAAGAAAAAGACGCCAAGGAAGCCAAAGACGUAGCAAAGGCAGAAAAAUCGGCCUCCACAGCUAAAGAGGACGUCAAACUUGCAGCGAAGGUGUCCGAUGAGAAGCCUCCCACAGCAACGAAACCUGAAAGCCCGUCCGUCCAAACUUCAUCGACCGAAACUGCAAAACCCAUCGACCGCUCGGAGACUUCCAAACAUGAUAAUGGCGCCGCCGGCAAGUAACAUCAUCCAGUCCCGGAUCCUGUCCUGCAGCGAAGUCGAGUGGCUCAGCCUACAAUGUACAUCUAGUCUUACACCCAACCGCGGCCGGGACAAUUCGCUUCCUUGAUGGUUCAUUUAGCUUAUAUUUGACUCGUUGUUUCACUAAAUGGCAUCUACUCUUUCUGAAAAUGGCUUACAAGUCCGUCCCAAAAUCGGCAGCCUUUGUCAGUGUUCACACCCAAACGAGCCGUCUCUGAUCGACCAGUCCACGUACAUCGUUCUUCUCGUGUAAUUACCAACCACUUA